Molecule: messenger RNA, 1508 nt
Organism: Athene cunicularia (burrowing owl)
Lineage: Eukaryota; Metazoa; Chordata; Aves; Strigiformes; Strigidae
Product: derlin-2-like
Exons: 8
Coding region: 1-1068 (355 amino acids)
Biological process (GO): endoplasmic reticulum unfolded protein response
Cellular component (GO): Hrd1p ubiquitin ligase ERAD-L complex; endoplasmic reticulum membrane
Molecular function (GO): misfolded protein binding; ubiquitin-specific protease binding
Source: RefSeq, a predicted model, not a curated record
AUGUACCUGACACGGUUCUGUGGGGAGCAGAGGCACUCUGCUCUCUCUCCUCGAGAGCUGAAUGCCCGUGCUGUCCCCAUUCCCCAGCGCGCACCUGAGCCCCCGGCGGCACCUCUCCCCUUCCAGCCACCUCUCGCUGCUGCUGCCAUCGCGCCUCGUUGCUCCGACCAGGAGGAAGCGGAGGUCAGGGUCCCUGAGGGGGUGCCGUGGUGGGGGAGCCAGGGGCUGGCUGAGGGCAGGGGGUGCCCGGCAGCGCGUGGCAGCUGCUCUGCCUGUCUCUCACAGCAGCUGGAGUUCAUCACCCCCUUCCAGCUGUACUUCAACCCCGACCUCAUCUUCAGGAAGUUCCAGAUAUGGAGGCUGAUCACCAACUUCCUCUUUUUUGGGCCCCUGGGAUUCAGUUUCUUUUUCAACAUGAUAUUUCUGUACAGGUACUGCCGCAUGCUAGAAGAAGGUUCCUUCCGUGGAAGGACAGCUGACUUUGUCUUCAUGUUCCUCUUCGGAGGGUUUCUCAUGACGCUAUUUGGACUCUUUGCCAGCCUGUUUUUCCUGGGCCAGGCUUUCACCAUCAUGCUGGUGUACGUGUGGAGUCGCAGGAACCCUUAUAUCCGCAUGAACUUCUUUGGGCUUCUUAACUUCCAAGCCCCCUUCUUGCCUUGGGUCCUGAUGGGAUUCUCUCUGCUCCUUGGCAACUCCAUCAUCAUCGACUUACUGGGGAUUGCAGUGGGACACAUCUAUUAUUUCUUAGAAGAUGUUUUUCCCAACCAGCCUGGAGGAAAGAAGUUGCUGUUAACCCCUGGCUUCCUUUUAAGAAAGCAGGAUAUGUUCUGCUUCAUGCUGAGGUUCAAAGUUGACCUAGAGAUCAAGGAAGCAGGAAGAUGGUAUUUGACACACCUGAAGAGGAUCCCAACUAUAACCCUCUCCCUGAAGAUCAUCCAGAAAACCAACCUAGAGACCAAGACCAGAACCAGCAGCAGCAUCCACAAUAACACAGGGGACUUCUCCAUGUGGCCAGAUUCCUCUCUUCCGGCUGGACUUAACGCUGUGGCCGAGAUCCGACUGGAAUAACACCAGUUGCCAUUCUGAUGUGUAAUGUUUCACUGUUUGUAUGGGUAACCCAUCUUCCCCUUGUACCAGGUGGUUCCACAGAGCUUUGCACUUAAGAACUGCUGAAUGCUCCCAGAGGUGUUCUAGGGACAGGGACUGGAAGUUGUGAUGUCUCCUUAGUUACCCAGUGGGGAAUAAGUAUCAAACGGGGUGUUAAACCAGUUACUCUUUCUCUUCAUGUUAAUGGCUUGCUGUGUGCCAGGUCACGCUUGCCCUCUGUACAAAGACUAGUGCUCCUGGCUCUCACUGUUGUGAGACCUCUUUGUGGGCUUUCAGUGAAGUAGUACUCCCUACUCUACCGUAGUAGAAUUCAGCUCAGCCUCUCCCUUCCCUCUGAGUCUCCCCCUCUUUUUUUGGUUGUUGUUUCCAAAGAGUCUUUACAUUAAAGUCUUUAUUUUUCA